AUGGAGAGCUCCAGAUUUCAACAACAAGAUGGUCAUGAGCUCUUUGCUAGUCGUAUAAAAGAAGUGUCGUCUUCUUUGAGAACAAUCUUAGAAGAUAGAGUCUUUAAAGAUGUAUUUGAAGAGGAACUGUCAGCAACAUUCCCAAAUUACAUAGACUCGUUGGAUGAAUUAGAUCGGGAUAUGUCUAGGAGUGAUUAUAAAGUCAUAGUUGCAGGGGACAAUUGUUCGGGGAAAACAACUCUCAUCAAUGCUCUGAUCGGUGAUGAGAUUUUCGAUACUCCGAUGUAUAUCUCUACUCACGUGACGUUUACAAUAAGUCACCAUGGAGAUAGAAAUAUUUUCAUUCAUAAGGAGAAUGACACGGAACCCAAACGAAAACACUUUACAGACUCAAAAGCUCUUUUUCUGCGACUUCAAAAAAUAUCUGAAGAUCUAGACCAAAUCAAUUGCUUGCUCAUAUCAGCUAUUGAUGUUCACGUACCACUGUCUAAUGUCAAGAGAGCUGUAGCGUUGGUGGAUACCCCGUCGACGAAUGAGAAUAACCGUGUGAGCGAACUGAUACAAGACGUCACACAAUUGAUGCCUGAUGCUUUGGCUGUGGUUUUUCUUAUUGAUGUAUCUCGUGCCGGUGGCUUUGAAGGAAUACUCCCAACUCUUCUGGAAAAUGUCCUGAUGAAAAUUGGAGAAUUGGAAUGGUUUGAAGCAAGCUCAGCAAUAUUCAUGACCACAAAAUGGGACGAAAUACAGGAACUGUCAAAAAGCAGUAGUGACGGAAUGCAGGAAAGAAGUGAGACAGAAAAAACAUGGUCUGCUGUUACAACGAACCUAGAAAAGGAAUGGCCUUUGAUUGUCAAAGAGAAUAUAUUCAGAGUUAGUCUGUCAGAUUUGAGUACGCAGAAUACUGAACUGAGUGAUGAAUUCCGGAGAUUCCUUGAUCUACUUCAUCGAUCAAUCGAUGUUAAUUUAGAGAGGCGCUACUACAAACACCUGAAGUUUUUAGAAAAACUUUUGACGCAAAUUGAAAGCUGUAUGCUAGCGAAAAUAAAUAGGGACCAAGAUCCUCAAUCACGGACCGCUGCUCUUCAAAACAUUCAAAAGAAAAUAUCCAAGGAAAAGGAACGACUUCGAGAAUGUGUCAAAUCCAAAUUAGAAAAAAUAUCCAAUGAUCUUUACACUUAUAUCAAUUCCAAAGCUGGGCAAAAUGAAAUAUUGAAAUCAUUCGACACAUCUUUAGUGAAAGCCCCUUUUGGAAUAUUUAGGGACAGUUUGCUCAAAACGAUCGUUAGUGGUAUUCGCAACUGGUGUACAGGACCGAAUGUUUCGAGAAUCAUCAAAGAUAUUGAUCACGAUAUUGAAAUUGCUGUGACAGAAAUAGACGAUGAUUUUCGAAAUUUGGAAUGUGACAUAACCGGUGUUUCCAUCAGGAAAUUCAUUAGAACAGAUGACAGCGAAAUGAAACUGGGAGUGGUGUUUUCAUCUUUGGCGCCAAAGCAGACGCGUGAUUCUCUUUGGAAACUGAUUCCAACGACGAUGAUUCUAAAGAACGAUUACAUUCUCGCGAAAGCUAUUGACCACUUGUAUGUACAAUGCUUGAAAAUCCUUACUAAAUCUGAUAUAGAAGCAGCUUUUGAACAUUCAAUUGGAUUCCAAUACGAUAGAAAAAUAUCAAAGUUGUUUAAAUCCUUUGAGCAGAAUGUGUGUGGAGGAGAGAAAAUGAUAAUGAAUAAAUCGGUUUCUGCCCAUGAUUUAGAAAGGAAAGGUUACUUAGGUUUACUGCAGAAAAACAUUGCCUGCAUCAGAUUGUUGAAACAAGACUUUUACCAAGACUGAAUUAUAUUGCAAACUAUCCCUACUGUACGAAUCGAAUUGCCUUGCAAAUGAAUUUGUUUACUUUCGUAUAUAUAGCAGUCAAACGAUUUUACCAAUUACACUAAAGAGUAUCUGCAGUUAGUUUUUAUUUGCUGUAGUUUGCUUUUCCUUUUUUACUCAGGCGUAACAUGAUUUAAAGAUGGAUGGACGUGAUAAUAAAGUGCAAGUUUGAAUAUUGCUCAUAUUGUCUUUCUUCUUGAAGACGAACAAGGAGAAAUCUGAAAAUGCAGUGGUGUUUUGAUAUAGUUUUCCUAGGCACCUGAUUCCCACCUCUAUAUUCAGGGGUCUGUGUUUGCCCAACUCUCCAUCUUCAUUGCUUAUAGGAGUUUUUAGAUUUAUCACUGCUCGUUAUCUUCACUUUUCAUUGUUAAGAGAUUGAUCGCUGCUCGUUAUCUUCACCUUUCAUUGUUAUGAGAUUGAUCGCUGUUCGUUAUCUUCACCUUUCAUUGUUAUGAGAUUGAUCGCUGCUCGUUAUCUUCACCUUUCAUGUAAAAGUAUCAGCUACAUGCAUCUCUUUAUUAAAAAUGUCAAAACAUUGAAUUUUUCCACAAUGAAAUUUGUUAUAAUAUGUAUGAAUGAGAAAUAUUUUGGUAAAAUAAAAAUAACUGAUUUGCUC
Messenger RNA from Ostrea edulis (European flat oyster), 2485 nucleotides. RefSeq lists its product as uncharacterized. NCBI's taxonomy places the organism in Eukaryota, Metazoa, Mollusca, Bivalvia, Ostreida, Ostreidae. The transcript is spliced from 7 exons. The coding region runs from base 1 to 1830 and encodes 609 amino acids. The record is from RefSeq and is a predicted model, not a curated record.